Molecule: messenger RNA, 2791 nt
Organism: Culex pipiens pallens (northern house mosquito)
Lineage: Eukaryota; Metazoa; Arthropoda; Insecta; Diptera; Culicidae
Product: esterase B1-like
Exons: 7
Coding region: 1033-2655 (540 amino acids)
Source: RefSeq, a predicted model, not a curated record
UCGGUUCAUAGAUCAGAAAUCACUCACUCAUCGCCGAGCGAAUCUUUGCCGACUGGAGCUCGUAAACAUUCGCGAGCGAACACGAAUCUAAGGCUGCCAGCGGCUUGCUCAAUCGCUUCACUCAGCGACACAAAAACUUCGUGAAUUUCUUUGCCUACUCCGUCCGUCGACCCGAGUCACACACGAAUACGUUCAGAGAGGAGAGAACCUUUUAACAUACCAGUUCGGCGCUCUUUUGGCCUGCAUUACCACAGUGUGCCGUAAAUUUGUAUUUGGCAGGGUGGAAAUUGCUUUUAAAUCAACAAAAUUGCAAAACAUUUUUGAAAACAUUGAUUGCAAGCAGUUUAAUAAAUCAGCAAAACAAAGCCGAUCGCAAACUACUUCGACUCAGCUUUGAGCGACAACGCACAAUCGGCUCUCUGAACCACUCGCUGUACUACCCGAUUGGAGUGAGAGGGAGAGCAAACAGAGAGUAUUCAGUAGCGAUCGGUGUGGAAGUGACAAACGGUUGGAAACGGUCAGAUGAGAUUUUUGUCGCAUUAUAUUUGAAAUGCUGGAAUUGGAAAGAUUUUAUUGGGUCUCUUAGAAAAAGUCAGAAAUAACAAUUUAAAAUGGCUGUAAAAAUUAUUUCAAAUUUUAAGGCCAUUAUUUUCAAAUAUAGAAAAAUACUAAAACGCGUUUUGCUCUAAACAUGAUUUGGCCUAAAAUUUUCAAAUAUGGGCAGUCAAGCAAUCAUAAAUACACGACUUUUCAGAGAAUAUCACAGAUAACCCAACUCGCGCGCGUCACCAGAGCCAAACUCAGUUGAUACCGCGUACUCGUAUACGACCAGAGUACCAGCACAGGUGAUCCAUCAUUGCGUCGCAAAGAUAACAAAUAAAAAAAAAACGACUUGCUAUGAUUAGGAGGGGGGCUUCUGGUGUGGGAACACGAUGUUAUCUAUGCAUGAUUGCCAUACCAUCGUGCCAUUAAAAGCCCCCUAUCGAAGUCAUUCGUGAGGCAACACCUGAUUGUUAAACAUCUUUCGGUACUAUGGACGUCGAACAUCCGGUUGUGCCGACCCAGUACGGUCCAGUUAGGGGGGUUCGUAAGUUGGCCGCAACGGGGGUUGAUUACUACAGCUUCCAGCGCAUUCCGUACGUGCAGCCUCCCGUUGGAGAGCUGAGAUUUAAGGAUGCUCAACCGCCGAAACCGUGGACGGAACCGUUGGACUGUACCGUCCAAGGCCCGGGUGGAUAUCAGUACAGUAAGCUGCUGAACAAAAUCAUUGGAAGUGAAGAUAGCUUGCACAUGAAUGUGUUCACGAAGAACCUCAAUAGCAAGCAGUUACUGCCAGUGAUGUUGUACAUCCACGGUGGAGCCUUCAUGAGAGGAUCUAGUGGAGUGGAGAUGUACGGACCGGACUAUCUGAUACAGAAGGAUGUGGUGUUCGUUUCGUUCAACUACAGAAUAGGCGCACUUGGGUUCAUCUCGUUCGAUUCUCCCGUGCUGGGACUUCCGGGAAAUGCCGGACUGAAGGACCAGAACCUCGCGCUUCGCUGGGUGGUGGACAACAUCGCCAACUUUGGGGGUGACCCGAAGAACAUUACGCUGUUUGGAGAGAGUGCCGGUGGUUGUUCCGUGCACUACCACAUGGUGUCGGACCUGUCGCGGGGAUUGUUUCAGCGCGCGAUCGUAAUGUCCGGCUGCGUGCUGAACAAUUGGUCCGUGGUUCCACGAAGAAAGUUUAGCGAACGGCUGGCCAAAGCUCUAGGCUGGAAUGGGCAAGGUGGCGAGCGGGCCGCUCUGGAGGUGCUCGUGAAGGCAGAUCCGGAGAGCAUUGUUCGCGAGCAGGAGGUUUUGCUGAAUGAGAAUGAGAUCGAAAAUCGCAUCCUAUUCUCAUUUGGACCAGUUAUCGAGCCAUACGUUACGAAAAAUUGCAUGAUUCCAAAGGAUCCAGUGGAGAUGUGUCGUGAAGCUUGGAGUAACGAAAUUGACAUCUUAAUUGGUGGAAACUCGGAGGAGGGUCUGUUCUGUCUCAACGGGAUCAAGGAGAAUCCCGCGAUCAUGAGUAACUUGAAGGACUUUGAGUACCUGGUUCCGCUGGAGCUGGACUUGGUCAGGACUUCUCAAAGAUGCAAGCAUGUGGGCAAGCAGAUGAAAAAGUUCUACUACGGUGAAACGGAACCGUCGUUUGAGAAUCGAGAGGGUUACCUUACGCUGAUGACCGACAAGCUAUUCCUGCACGGACUGCACCGUACGAUCCUGUCUAGACUCAACUCGAAGAAACCAUCGAAGACCUUUCUGUACCGCUUCUCCGUGGAUUCGGACACCUACAACCACUACCGGAUCGUGUUCUGCGACAAGAACGUGCGCGGAACGGCCCAUGCCGACGACCUGUCGUACAUCUUUAAAAACGUGUUCAACGAUCCACCGGCGAAGGAUACCUUCGAGCAUCGCGCGAUGAUGAAUAUGGUCGGCCUGUUCUCAACGUUCGCGAGCAACAAUGGAAAUCCCAACGGAGAGCUGAUCAACGAAUGGGAAUCGAUUGCGACGCCAACGGGACCGUUCAAGUGUCUCAACAUCAACAACGACGGUUUGCAGUUUAUUGAGUAUCCGGAGCAGGAACGAAUGCAGUUUUGGGAUUCACUGUACAGCAAAGAUAAACUUUAUUAGCGAUCAUAAGUGUGUUACAAAUACAAAUUUAUUGUAGUUUCAAGUGUUCAAUUUUGCUGCCUGCAGCAAGGCAGAUUUGUUCCGGGGUUGAGGGUGUCACUGAAAUAAAAAUACACGUUAGAUUUAUUCGUAAUAA